Molecule: messenger RNA, 441 nt
Organism: Fonticula alba
Lineage: Eukaryota; Rotosphaerida; Fonticulaceae
Product: solute carrier family 25, member 46
Exons: 1
Coding region: 1-441 (146 amino acids)
Biological process (GO): carnitine transmembrane transport; mitochondrial transport
Cellular component (GO): mitochondrial envelope
Molecular function (GO): O-acyl-L-carnitine transmembrane transporter activity
Source: RefSeq, a predicted model, not a curated record
AUGGUCGAUUGCAUCAAGCAGACCGCUCGCGAGUCCGGCGUGCGCGGCCUCUUCACCGGCACCUGUGCCACCCUGCUGCGCGAUGUGCCGGCCUCCUUCACCUACUUCAUCACCUACGAGUACCUGAAGACCCAGUUCAUCGACGAGAAGACCGGCAAGAUUUCCACCCCCUCGACCCUGCUGGCCGGUGGUCUGGCUGGUGUGACCAACUGGCUGGUGGGCCUGCCGGCCGACACGCUGAAGUCCCGCGUGCAGACCGCCGCCCCGGGGGUCUACCCGCGUGGUGUGCGCGACGCCUUCGCCACCCUCAUCCGGACCGAGGGCCCGACUGCCCUGUAUCGUGGUCUGCUGCCGGUGCUGCUGCGUGCCUUCCCCGCCAACGCCGCCUGUUUCUGGGGCGUCGAGACUGCGCGCUCCUUCAUGGACCGUGUCGGCUUCUAG